GGGAUCACAUUCGUUCAACAUGUCAGAAACGCUCCGUCUGCUUCUUGCGUGUUCUUUGUUUUCCGUUGGGUGGAGCAAAGGGAGUUUUUUACAGCGUCCCGCUAACUGCGAUAAAGACGUACGGCUCGCGUAUUCCGUUCUCAGCACACACGACGUUUAUAACAGACUCCAGUGCUCUUUGAAAUGCCUUGAUGAGCCGGCAUGCCUCUCCUUCAACUUUGAAGAUGUGUCUGAUAACAAGACUCGAGUUUGCGAGUUGAAUUCAAGGACUGCGGACAAGAGAGGAAAUAACAUGGAAGCCAGAGAAGGCUACGCAUACUAUGAAAAGGCGAAUGGAUUUGACAGCAGCACCCAAAGUUGCAGUAUAACUAACAAGUCAUAUGCAUACACAGAUAUACAACUCCAGUCUAGGAACUUCCCGACAUAUUACUUUUCAUACGAUACCAGCGCUUCUGACAGAGCUAAAAUCCUUCAGAACGACCAAAAGACUUUCCGAAUCCUACGACCUGGAUUGACGGGAGAGGAAGGAACUGUUUCCAUCGAGUCCAACGAUAAACCGGGUCACUUCUUCCGGUACCGCGCAGACACCAACGCCGUAGAUCUCUGGGGAACCGAUCCAGAAUCUUACAGUCCAGAAACUUUCUACGAGGACGCUACCUUCAAAAUUCGAUACGGCACCUGGUUUACCGGAUAUUUGGCGUUUGAGGCAGCGUAUAAUCCAGAGAAAUAUAUUUCUCACGGAAACUAUCUUUUGUCCGUCGCCACCUUUGCCGAUACAAGCGAUUUCAAAAAUGAAGCUGCUUUCAAAAUAGUUCCAGCUCGGCCCUAUCUUCACACACGCAUUAGGAUGCAGUCCCAAAACUACCAGUCAUAUUAUCUGUCCUACAAUAGCAACAACUACUGCUACAUUAUCAACGGCGAUUCUAAAACCUUCAACAUUUGGAGUCCCGGUCUAACCGGAGUGGCGGGAACAGUGUCCAUCGAAUCUGUUGACAAACUGAACUGGUUCUUUCGGUAUAAAAUCUCCAACUCCGCAUAUGUUCACCUAGAAGACCGCUCUUCUCCCGCACGAGGAAGUUCGAAUUUUGAUGAGGAAGCGACCUUUAUCAUCAGGCAGGAUAUUUUAUACACCGGAUGGUUUGCUCUGGAAGCUUCUACGUUGUCUAACUACUAUCUUCGCCAUUCGUCAACACGUAUGUACUUACACAAUAAUGUUCAUACGUUGGCUGAUGCUGCCUUCCGUUUUGUGGGUAAAACUUAAGGCCAAUGAUGUGGUAUGCGGAAAAAGACCACUAUGGCAGUUAACUGUUUCAUUAUUAAAAGAUCCGUCAAGAUCUGUAUGCUUUUAAGUGUAACAACGUAGACGGGCCUAACACAGAAGUUCAACACAUUUUGGAUGAUAUCA
Lingula anatina is the source of this 1405-nucleotide messenger RNA. RefSeq lists its product as uncharacterized. The record is from RefSeq and is a predicted model, not a curated record. Gene Ontology annotation, biological process: L-arabinose metabolic process. Gene Ontology annotation, molecular function: alpha-L-arabinofuranosidase activity. Lineage: Eukaryota; Metazoa; Brachiopoda; Lingulata; Lingulida; Lingulidae.